This is a messenger RNA of Trifolium pratense (red clover), 1908 nucleotides long. RefSeq names its product tubulin gamma-1 chain. Bases 281 to 1705 code for a protein of 474 amino acids. Gene Ontology annotation, molecular function: GTP binding; structural constituent of cytoskeleton. Gene Ontology annotation, biological process: mitotic cell cycle; mitotic sister chromatid segregation; cytoplasmic microtubule organization. NCBI's taxonomy places the organism in Eukaryota, Viridiplantae, Streptophyta, Magnoliopsida, Fabales, Fabaceae. The record is from RefSeq and is a predicted model, not a curated record. The transcript has 11 exons. Gene Ontology annotation, cellular component: microtubule; spindle; gamma-tubulin complex.
GACAUUGCAAUUUGGCGGUUGAAAAGUAGAGAGUGGUGGUGAUGAAUGAUUAGCGAGUGUGAGUGAGUGAGUGAGUGAGUGAGUGAGUGAGUGUAAGUUAAGCGUCAACAACUCUAAACAAAGAAAAGCAUCGAUUUUCCUUUUCCCUAAUAAUAUUCCAUUUCCAUUGUUAUUGUUAUUGUUAUUAUUAUUUGUGAGUGUUUUAGUUCUUCUUUUUUUCAAAAAGCGUGUUCCCUCUUCGCGACGAAACCCUAAUUCUUCUUCUUCCGAUUAACAAAAAAUGCCUCGAGAGAUAAUCACUCUUCAGGUUGGACAAUGCGGGAAUCAGAUCGGUAUGGAAUUCUGGAAGCAGCUCUGUCUUGAACAUGGCAUCAGCAAAGACGGCAUCCUCGAAGAUUUCGCCACUCAGGGAGGAGAUAGGAAAGAUGUUUUCUUUUAUCAAGCUGAUGAUCAACAUUAUAUACCGCGUGCUCUAUUGAUUGACUUGGAGCCGAGAGUUAUUAAUGGAAUUCAAAAUAGCGACUACCGGAACCUCUACAAUCAUGAGAAUAUCUUUGUCUCUGAUCAUGGUGGUGGUGCAGGAAACAAUUGGGCUAGUGGAUACCAUCAGGGAAAGAAUGUUGAAGAAGACAUAAUGGACAUGAUUGACAGAGAAGCAGAUGGUAGUGACAGUCUUGAGGGUUUUGUUCUAUGUCAUUCAAUUGCUGGAGGAACAGGAUCAGGUAUGGGGUCGUAUCUCUUGGAGACUCUGAAUGACCGAUACAGCAAGAAAUUGGUUCAGACAUACAGUGUAUUUCCUAACCAAAUGGAGACAAGUGAUGUGGUGGUCCAACCAUACAAUUCACUUUUGACACUCAAGCGACUGACUCUUAAUGCUGAUUGUGUUGUGGUUCUCGACAAUACUGCACUAAAUAGAAUUGCUGUUGAACGACUUCAUUUAUCAAAUCCAACAUUUGCUCAAACAAAUUCGUUAGUUUCUACUGUGAUGUCUGCCAGCACAACCACUCUUCGUUAUCCAGGAUACAUGAAUAAUGAUUUAGUUGGUCUUCUUGCCUCUUUGAUUCCUACACCAAGAUGCCAUUUUCUAAUGACAGGAUAUACGCCUUUAACAGUGGAACGUCAGGCUAAUGUAAUUCGUAAGACCACUGUGCUUGAUGUCAUGAGAAGACUUCUGCAGGCAAAGAAUAUUAUGGUCUCUUCUUAUGCAAGGACCAAAGAUGCUAGCCAAGCAAAAUAUAUAUCAAUUCUGAAUAUCAUCCAAGGAGAGGUUGACCCAACCCAGGUUCAUGAAAGUUUGCAGAGGAUACGUGAAAGAAAGCUAGUUAACUUUAUUGAGUGGGGUCCUGCAAGUAUUCAGGUUGCUCUAUCCAGGAAAUCACCAUAUGUUCAAACUGCACACAGGGUCAGUGGGCUUAUGUUGGCUAGUCAUACUAGCAUCCGUCACCUUUUCAGUAAAUGUCUGAGCCAGUAUGAUAAGUUGAGAAGGAAACAAGCCUUUUUAGACAACUACCGGAAGUUCCCAAUGUUUGCUGAUAAUGACCUCUCAGAGUUUGAUGAAUCGCGGGAGAUAAUUGAGAACUUGGUUGAUGAAUAUAAGGCCUGUGAAUCCCCAGAUUAUAUCAAAUGGGGAAUGGAGGAUCCGAAUAAUAUGAUGACAGGAGAAGGCAAUGCUGCAGGAUCACUGGAUCCAAAAUCAGUAGUGUGAUGAAACCAAGCAGGUGACAAGCAACAAGGGAGGGGAGGGGUUGUGUCAGAACUAAUCAUGAGAACUUUUUAUUUUUUUGGAUGGUUUUUUGUGGUGUGUUAACUUAGAUUUGUAUUGUUUGUUUAUGAUUUGGACAUCCAUCGUAGUACAGAAUUCCACUGUAUUUAUUCGUUUUCAGCAAUGUAUAUGUUGGUUAUUGGUCA